Molecule: messenger RNA, 1724 nt
Organism: Notothenia coriiceps (black rockcod)
Lineage: Eukaryota; Metazoa; Chordata; Actinopteri; Perciformes; Nototheniidae
Product: nectin-2-like
Exons: 7
Coding region: 308-1000 (230 amino acids)
Biological process (GO): heterophilic cell-cell adhesion; homophilic cell-cell adhesion
Cellular component (GO): adherens junction
Source: RefSeq, a predicted model, not a curated record
UUGGAUAAAAUGGGAUGUGCGGUUACCACCAUAGGUUACCACCCUUGACUAUCAGAGUCUAAUCGGAUGCGUGUUUACGGCACAUACUGUAUCAUGCCAGUGCUCAGUGAGUUGUGUCAUUCAGUGUUUGUGGUGGCCAACCAUCACACCAUGUUCCUCAAAUUAGACUUUUGUCUGUGUUUGCCUCGAGCUGUCAUCCUUUUCUGAGACUUGUCUGGCGUUUCCACAAGUCAUAUGUUUACAGUGUUUUCGACUAAAGCACCAGCAAUCGGACAUCGAAGGAUUUACCUCUGUAGCUUUAUGAAAAAUGAAAACUUGCAGCAAGUCCCCUGCAAUGCUCCUGAUUUACAUCAUCUUACUCCCAGUUGUUGAACUCAAAGUGCAGCCUGAAGUGACGGGAUACCUCGGAGAGGAGGUCACCCUGCGAUGCCAAUUCAUCCCGGGACCAGAAGACCAAAUCUCUCAGUUUCAGUGGGAGCUGAAGGCACCAGAAGGAGAUAAAAUCCUCAUCAUUGUUUCUAAUGCUAUCUCAGGAGUUAAUACACCAGAAACUUUUCUGAAGGGGAGAGUGAAGAUUGCAGAUCAAUCUUUGAUAAUUGAAGAUGUUGAAAUGAGAGAUGCAGGGUCGUACACCUGCAGCGUUACAACUUAUCCCAGCGGUGCCUUUGAAGAAACCACCAAACUUGUUGUUAAAGAACAGAAGCCACUGUCUGCAGGGACGGUGUCUGCUAUAGUGAUCGCCGUCAUGCUGCUGUUAGGCAUCGUGGCUGCCAUUAUCUACCUCUUCAUCAGAAAAAGUGAUCCGAAGGUCAGACACUGUGUCUACAUUGAUACAGACGGUCCGGUGAUGGAUGUUUCGCGGCAAUCUGUUCUCAAAAGAGACGAGGAUGUGGUGUACUCUGACGUCAGGCUGAAAACAUCCAGAGAUGCUCCGCCCGACGAGAAACACACGGUGGGCGACGUCACGUACGCCGUAGUUGUGCGCCAUCAGCUCCAAUGAACACGAGAUGGAUGUCUUUCUUUUACUUGCAAUAAUCUGAAAGCUUCUGGAUACGAGUUGUAUUUAUAUAUUUAUAUCAGCUUCUAAAGUAAAACCUGCUCCAUGGCUUCAAAUCAUCCUCUCACUUUCCACUUUAGCCUCAAAGCAGGCGAUUUAGUUUAAAGGAAAUGUAGUACGUUUUUCUCUGAUAGGAACCUUUUUUAUAUGUGGAGGUAUUAAGUGAAGAAAAGAUCAGUAUUUUAAAGUAGCCGGGGUUGUAUCAUUUACCCGACACUAGCGAAACAUUACCAUCUUUUGUAGUUCACAUAGCUUUUAAAGUAGAAUAAAUAAACUCUGUUACAAGCUACACAUCAUAUGAAGAAAGACAAAUAUCCUUCACAGAAGUGCCUUGUUACCACAUUUCCAUCAAAAUCUGACAUUUUCCUUCAGUUACGUCUGUCUUGGCCCUGUACCAGAGUUAACCGUGCUCUUAAAGAGGCCCUAUGCUUUUUGGGGUUUCCCCUGUCCUGUAGCGUGUUAUAAAGUGUGCAUGUGAAUGGUCUGCAGAGCCUAAAAUCCCUUUCUCUCCAACACACUGCCUGAAACUUUCUCCAUUGGACUCCUUUGUUUACUUCAGUGACAUCACCAUGUAACAGUUGCAUACCGAUUAGCUUACGCACCAGCACAUUGUACGUGAUAAACUAAGGGGCGGGACAAUAUCUAAGCAGUUGACCAAACACAACAG